Messenger RNA from Saccostrea echinata, 606 nucleotides. RefSeq names its product protein cereblon-like. The coding region runs from base 14 to 523 and encodes 169 amino acids. Lineage: Eukaryota; Metazoa; Mollusca; Bivalvia; Ostreida; Ostreidae. The transcript is spliced from 6 exons. The record is from RefSeq and is a predicted model, not a curated record.
AUGUCGACGUACGAUGUGGAGGAAACAAACGAUUUACACGAUUGUUAAAUUUAUUUUUCUCUUGCAUAUUGUGUAUUAUUUGGACAGAAGUGUAAUUGCAUCUACAGUUGAUUACGUCGAUUAUAUCUUGUGCAGAAAUUGUGGACAUGAGGUCGUGCACCCAUCUCAUUUAAUUCAGAUACCUAGCAAGUUAGCGCACAGACAGAGAAACGACACAAUUGGGGGCCAGAAUGGAACUCUCAUACAGUUGUUCAAAAACCCAGAUGGUGUAUAUUUUGAAGUAAUCACAACUGUUAAAGCAAAUGUUACAGAAACUUCUCAGUCUUCAGACCUGAUGACCUGGUUUCCGGGAUACUUAUGGACAAUUUGUGUCUGCCCUAUGUGCUUCAAACAUUUAGGAUGGAAAUAUGAAACAACUACAGAAAACAGACCUCGGUCAUUUUUUGGAAUCAUUUUGGCCAAUGUUUUACAACAAUCAGAAGCAGAAUCAAUCAUACAUAUACCAAAGGCCUAUGCAAGCUGACAGAAAACCAUCACUGCAAUUUUUGUCUCAUUUUGAAUUUGACUUUUGUUGCAAGUUAUUGCUAUAAAUAUUAUAAUGUUCAA